CGGCCCCGGGUCCGUCUUCCGCCGCCGCCGCCGCCGCCAUGGCCCGGCCGCUCGUGCCCAGCUCGCAGAAGGCGCUGCUGCUGGAGCUAAAGGGACUGCAAGAGGAACCGGUGGAGGGCUUCCGCGUGACGCUGGUGGACGAGGGCGACCUGUAUAACUGGGAGGUGGCCAUCUUCGGACCCCCCAACACCUACUACGAGGGAGGCUAUUUCAAGGCUCGCCUCAAGUUCCCCAUCGACUACCCUUACUCUCCACCAGCCUUCCGGUUCCUGACCAAGAUGUGGCACCCGAACAUCUAUGAGACAGGGGACGUGUGCAUCUCCAUCUUGCACCCACCGGUUGAUGACCCUCAGAGUGGGGAGCUGCCCUCGGAGCGGUGGAACCCCACACAGAAUGUCAGGACCAUCCUGCUGAGUGUGAUAUCCCUGCUGAACGAGCCCAACACCUUCUCACCCGCCAAUGUGGACGCUUCAGUGAUGUACAGGAAGUGGAAGGAGAGCAAGGGCAAGGACCGCGAGUACACAGACAUCAUCCGGAAGCAGGUCCUGGGGACCAAGGUGGACGCAGAGCGUGAUGGUGUGAAGGUACCCACCACGCUUGCCGAGUACUGCGUGAAGACCAAGGCGCCGGCGCCCGAGGAGGGCUCGGACCUCUUCUAUGAUGACUACUACGAGGACGGUGAGGUGGAGGAGGCCGAUAGCUGCUUCGGGGACGACGAGGAUGACUCUGGCGCCGAGGAGUCCUGACACAGCAACCCCCGCCAAAAUAAACUUACAAAUUUUACCUCA
This is a messenger RNA of Jaculus jaculus (lesser Egyptian jerboa), 788 nucleotides long. It is a transcript of the gene Cdc34, whose product is annotated as cell division cycle 34, ubiqiutin conjugating enzyme. Gene Ontology annotation, biological process: ubiquitin-dependent protein catabolic process; protein polyubiquitination. The record is from RefSeq and is a predicted model, not a curated record. Lineage: Eukaryota; Metazoa; Chordata; Mammalia; Rodentia; Dipodidae. Gene Ontology annotation, molecular function: ubiquitin conjugating enzyme activity. Bases 39 to 746 code for a protein of 235 amino acids. The transcript has 5 exons.